Messenger RNA from Cannabis sativa, 1832 nucleotides. Its product is annotated as protein TIFY 4B. NCBI's taxonomy places the organism in Eukaryota, Viridiplantae, Streptophyta, Magnoliopsida, Rosales, Cannabaceae. Bases 217 to 1245 code for a protein of 342 amino acids. Gene Ontology annotation, biological process: response to wounding; regulation of defense response; regulation of jasmonic acid mediated signaling pathway. The record is from RefSeq and is a predicted model, not a curated record. The transcript is spliced from 8 exons. Gene Ontology annotation, cellular component: nucleus.
UUCAUGUCUCCGCCUGCAUAUUUAAGCUCUAUCUUUAUUUAACGGAUACCCUUUUCUCAGGAAGGGUUAAAAGUCGACAAUAAUUUAGAAAAGCAUACGUGGCAGUCUAGGGUGCAAGGUCGUUGCUAAAAAGAUCACCACUACUUCUACUUCCACUACUACACCUCCAUAUACUAUAGUUGACCUACCUUCUCCGUCUCCGGCGAGAUUCCCGCCAUGAGUGCCGGAACGACGACGUUUCGCUCCAUACUUGAGAAGCCCCUUAACCAGCUUACCGAAGAUGACAUUUCUCAGCUCACUCGUGAAGACUGCCGCAAAUACCUCAAAGAUAAAGGGAUGCGAAGGCCUUCGUGGAAUAAAUCCCAGGCGAUCCAGCAGGUGAUUUCGCUCAAGGCUUUGUUAGAGCCUUGCGACGAUUCCGGCGCCGAAGACCUCAGGAAGGUUAUCGCUUCCCCGACUUCGAACACGCCCCGACUCCCGACAUUUAGUGUGACUUCAAGUUCAGCUGAUUCAGCUAAGGAAGCUAGUGCCGAUGUCCAGGUUUCAGUGUCAGCUGAAGAAUCGGUUCCGGGUCCGAGAAAAGAACCAACGAAAUCUGUGCCGGAGCCUGAGGAAAGACCCGCUGAUAUAGAUGAGAGGGAAAGUGCAAGAAGUCAAUGUGCAACUGAUGCAUCAGCUGGCCAAAUGACAAUUUUCUAUUGUGGAAAAGUGAAUGUAUAUGAAGGAGUUCAACCUGAGAAGGCACGUGCAAUCAUGCAACUAGCAGCAAGUCCAAUCCCUUUAUCUCGGGAAAACUCGUUUGGUGUCCCUGCAGCAGUUAGACCCUUUCCAUUGCAUUUAAAUUCUACAAGUGAAAAAUGUGGUGUUCCUCCUAGUGUCUCAAUCUCACAACCCACGCAAGCAGAUGCAGAUGGUCAGGCAAGCAGACAAGUGUCUUUGCAGAGAUACCGUGAAAAGCGAAAGGACAGGGGUAGGUUGAAGAGCAAAAGAAAUACUGCAAGUAAUUCUUCUAGCUUGGAAGUCUACUUAAACCACCAAGUGAAGACACACAUGUCAAAUGGUAAUUCAAGCCGCAGUAGCACAAGCUCCCCAACACAGCCUGGGUUCCCCCAAGCAUUGUGUAGCACAAUGGACAAUCAAUCUAAGAUAACAUGUCUUCCGGUUGAUCUCAAUGAAAACCGUAAGCUAAAAAAGAUUUUUCCUUUGUUUGCCAACUACUUAGGCACAUCCCGUUUAUCAACUUAGACUUAGUUCAUUGCCCUUUUCUGUUUAUAACACCAGUUAGAUUGCCUUCUCAUAAUCUGUUAGGCCGAUACCAACUAAUCUCAUGAUGAAUAGUACUAAAAUCAGCUGACUUCCAGCCCACAUUUCAUGUAUUUUUUGAUCUUUUAUAUGCUGCUUUUCAGAAAAUCUGGAUUGCUGAAAUCUUUUGACUAAUUAUCGUAGCGUGGAGAGGAUGGGAGAGAAGAAACCAAAUCACAGGCUCCCAGAGACUUGCCUUUUUUGCCUGUUUUCGGCCUGCCUAUUCUUCGGUUAAGUUUUUCUACUGUGCUUUUGUAUGUGAGAAUUUGAGUUGCUUAGGCUUACAUGAUCAAUUUUGUAUAAAAUAGGAUGAUUAUGGUCUUGAUAGGGAAUUAUUUAUUCCUUACGUUAAGCCUUCUUCUAAGGUUGAGUUGAGAUAGGUGGAAGAAGUCUUUUCUUCACUAGUAGCUUAUGAUUGAUCCCUCUGAGUUGACAUAGUUAUUCUCUUAUCUAGUAUGUUGUAUCUACAAAACAAUGGCCUUGUACAAUAUUUAGUCUACCUUGUAUCACCAGCUAGCUGAGUUUUUUUA